Molecule: messenger RNA, 1893 nt
Organism: Westerdykella ornata
Lineage: Eukaryota; Fungi; Ascomycota; Dothideomycetes; Pleosporales; Sporormiaceae
Exons: 2
Coding region: 1-1893 (630 amino acids)
Source: RefSeq, a predicted model, not a curated record
AUGGCGGGCCCAGCUGCAGGUACGUGCCGUGAUUUGGGCCCCAUCCUCAAGUCCAUCUACUUUCACACUCUCGUCGUUGCGACACUUGGGUUCUUCAACACUGUCAUCAGCUUGCUGACACCCUUCGCCCUCUCCCCAGGAUACAACCUGACCCGUUCCGCAUCCUCCCCGCUGCGCUCCAACUCGGAUACCACAAGUCCAAUGUACCCCGACCGGCCGAUACGUCCUCUGCCAUCGCGACCCUUGCGCUCGCGCUUGUCCCCAGAGCAGGCCAAAUCCAUCGUCUACCCGCCUGCGCCCCCGUCCUCCACAGCGCUGUUCAACUUCCCAUAUUCCCCCGUGGAAAGCCGGGCCAGCCCGCGCGUAGAGGUGCGAAGGGGCGACAGCGAUCAUCAUGCUUGUCACUGCGGGCAGGACCACUCGGACGGCGAGAGCGGAGACGAGAACUAUGACGAGUACAAAGUGGAUGAGCGUGGGCGCCCGGUGCCCACGUCUCCGAGCGAUCCCUAUAGCAGAAGGCAGGGUGGAAAGGCUACAGGCACCGGAUAUCCAAAGCCGGCGUCGACGACGUCUUCGGCAGACGGCUACGAGUCUUUUGAGAACACAAACAACAAAAAGAAGCGCAAGAUCCCGAAUAUGGGGGGCACCAGUGCACACCACUCGAGUCUGUCUGCGGAAAUGGCUAGUAUGGGUAUCUCUGGACAUGACGGAGCCACCUCUGACGAUACGGAUGGACCGGGGAGGUAUUAUGCAUCGGCACCCUCGACUCCACAGAACAACGGAUCUGGUACAGGCAUCUCAGGCGCGGGGCGAGGGCGAUUUGGGCGCUCAGGGUCAGGAAGGUCGGAGCGGCGUGUGCUAGGCCAGACGAACUCGGCCAAUCUGAAUCUGGCCCACGUCAAGGCUAACAGCAACAAGCGACCCCAAGACAACAGCGGCAUCAUCUCGACCGCCAUCGCAAACGCCCAAGCGACUCCGCCAUCCCAAAGCAAUGAGAACGUGAGCCUGCUGCACCAGGAGGCUUCCAAGCCCACCGCGAACAAGACCCAAUUCACCUUCACCUGCGGCUCCGAUUCUGCUAGCCAGAUGGUGUGGCCUGGCCACCAAAACGGCGCAGAUCCGCAGCCUCCGGGUGCAUAUCCCUCCGACCGUCACGGUCCUCCACCACGGCGUCCCGCUCACCCUACUGCCGCUACCCGCACGACACCGACUGCGGGCUACGACAGGCCCCCGCAGGGCGCACCUGCAACUGGGCCUCCCAAUGGCGCCUCCCAUCCGCAGGCAGGCAAGGCUCCUCCCCCGAAUAACGGUGGUGCGCACGCGACUACUGGCCAGCAGCCACCACCUGCCCCUCCGCCGCCAAAGCCACGCCGCAGCGCUUCGAAAUUGUACGCCUAUGCCGCACGCAAGCGCAGGUUGGCCCAACAGUAUGCAAACUUCCAUAACCCUCCAGCCCAGCCAUGGAUUUGCCAGUUCUGCGAGUACGAGGCCAUAUUCGGCGUGCCACCGGUGGCUUUGAUAAGGAAGUACGAGAUGAAGGACAGGAAAGAAAGGAAGCGGCUUGCGGAGAAGCGACGGCUCCUGGAAAAGGCCCGCAUGAAGGGACGAAAGGGAAAGAAGGGAAACAAGAAGGGUCAGAACAAUGCGAACAACGCUCAGCACAAUCAAAAUGUUCCACCUGGCAGCUACGACAGGCACCCCGACGAUGCGUCUCUCGAUCCGGGAGACGAAUACUACGAUGACGACUACGACGACAACUUCCCUCCUCCCCACCCCACUAUGGGUCCGGGGUGCUUUGAUCAAGCAGGCUGCGUCCAUCAUCACGACGGAAGCCCAGCGGCACUUCCUGGUGAUCCCCGCGGAGGAGGUAGAAGCGCCGCCGUUGGUGCUUAG